UUUUUACGCCUCCACGCUGGCCAACCACCCUGAGGUGCAGCACAUCAUGAAGGUCUCUCUGCUGGAGAAGAUGACCGCCUUCUCCUCUUCUACUGAACAACAACAACAACCACAACCACCACCAGGCGUCGUCUGCCUUACCUGCUACCUGGGCAACAGUUGCCGCUUCAACGAGGCCACCUUCAAUCAGCUGGCCACCCGAUACGUGCUAGAGUGCAAGGGCUACGAGAUUCCGCGCGUCGAGCUGCGCGGCUCGGCCACCAACGACCUGCUGGCCACCCUGGAGACCAACUCCAGGCUGUACGCCUUUCUCCGCGAGAAGCACAUUCCGCGCUAUGAGAAGAUCUUUGUCCGACUGGCGGACAGCGGCCAACAGGCGGAGGAGGACGCCAUUGUGGAGUUGAUACUGCCGCCGGGCUUUGACGAGGAGACCACCGGUCGGUAUCCGCUGGUGAUUGAGCUGUACGGGGCGCCGGGCACGCAGAUGGUGCGCGACAAGUACGAGAUGAACCACUGGAGCUCCCACCUGACCACCGAUCGGGAGUACAUCUACGCAAGGGUGGACGUCCGGGGCAGCAGUCACCAGGGGGUGCGGUACAUGCACCAGCUGUACCGCAAUGUGGGCCACCUCGAGGUGGACGACCUGAUUGAGGUCGUCUGGUACCUGCGCAACAAUCUCACCUACAUUGACCCCACGCGGGUGGCCGUCUGGGGCUGGAGCUACGGAGGCUACUUUUCGCUGAUGUCGCUCAUUCGCGAGUUUGACAAUCGCCUCUUUGCCUGCGCCAUUGCCGUCGCACCGGUGUCCAAUUGGAUGUACUACGAUUCCGCCUAUUCGGAGCGCUACCUCGGCGUGCCCGACAACCGCAACCUCUACUCGUACGAGGACUCAAAUCUGCUCGACAAUGCACUGCUGCUUAAGAAGAAAAAGUUUCUCAUCGUUUUCGGCACCAGUGAUG
Molecule: messenger RNA, 959 nt
Organism: Rhagoletis zephyria (snowberry fruit fly)
Lineage: Eukaryota; Metazoa; Arthropoda; Insecta; Diptera; Tephritidae
Product: dipeptidyl peptidase 4-like
Biological process (GO): proteolysis
Cellular component (GO): plasma membrane
Molecular function (GO): serine-type peptidase activity; dipeptidyl-peptidase activity
Source: RefSeq, a predicted model, not a curated record